This is a messenger RNA of Phragmites australis (common reed), 2564 nucleotides long. Its product is annotated as ankyrin repeat-containing protein At5g02620-like. Gene Ontology annotation, molecular function: protein phosphatase 1 binding; protein phosphatase regulator activity. Bases 193 to 2271 code for a protein of 692 amino acids. The record is from RefSeq and is a predicted model, not a curated record. Lineage: Eukaryota; Viridiplantae; Streptophyta; Magnoliopsida; Poales; Poaceae. The transcript is spliced from 3 exons. Gene Ontology annotation, cellular component: plasma membrane.
UUUUGAUGUAGAAAGUUGUGAUAGUGGCUUCACUUACGCGGUUGUGUGCUUGACUCUUGUUUCUAGGGUAAAUUACCGUGCAAAUAUAUGUAUCUAUAUAUAUGUAUACCGGGUAACAGGAGGGCUUAAACUUCUAAGUGAAGCAUCAGAAAUUAGGAGUCGGUUACCCUCAAGCUAGGAGCACUGGAACCAAUGCCGUGCUCAGACCACACCAUGACCAUGACCCCUUCAGCUGGGGUAACAGCACGGCACAUCCCACACACAAUGAACCACGAGCUGCUUCGAGCUGCCGCGACCGGCGACCAGGCCCUCCUAGAACGUGUUCUGGGUUUGAGAAGCAGUGGCAAUGGAGUCGUGCCGCACCUGCAGCUGCAGCCAGAAGGUACUCAGCAGGGCGGCAGCCGGAGCUGCUUGAAAGGCGUCACCUCGGAGGGGAACACGGCGCUCCACACCGCCGCCGGCCGUGGUUACCUGGAGCUUGUCCGCAUAAUGUGCGGCCUGGACGCUUCGCUCAUCAAGUCCAGGAACAACCUGCGCAACACGCCUCUGAUCUGCGCCGCGAGGGCCGGGCACGUCGACGUGGUGUCCUACCUCAUCGAGCAUGACGCCGCCGAGCGGGAAGGCGCAUGCGUCGGCGAGGAUUCCAUGCUGAGGGCGAGGAACUCGGAGGGUGGGACCGCGAUGCACGAGGCCAUCAGGAACGGCCAUGACGCCGUCCUGCAGAAGCUCAUGUCCGCAGACGGUGGGCUGGCCGCCGUGGUGGAUGGCAAGGGUUUCUCUCCCUUGUACUUCGCGGCCGCGUUAGGACGCGAAGACAUGGUUGACAUCCUGAUCAGAGGCUCUCCUCCUGACGGGGUGAAAUCUCCGGCCUACUACGCCGGACCAGAUGGCCAGACCGCCCUGCAUGCUGCCGUCCUUGUCAACGAAGAAAUGAGCAAGUCGCUGUGGUGCUGGGAGCCGACGCUCGCGAGGAAGGUUGACAACUGUGGGAACACUGCUCUUCACCACGCGGCGUCAGCUGGGAAGAUCGGAGCAGUGAACCUGCUCCUACUGGAGGACUCCUCGCUGGCGUACAUCCCAGACAUGGAUGGGCUUUUCCCCGUUCACACCGCCGCCAAGAUGGGCAAGGUCGCUGUCAUCGAACAGCUCAUGGAGACGUUCCCGAACUGCGACGAGCUGCUGGACAACAGGGGGCGGAACGUCCUGCACUGCGCCAUCGAGCACAAGAAGGAGAAGGUUGUGCAGCACAUGUGCAGGAACCCGAGGUUCGGGCGGAUGAUGAACGCGAGGGACAGCAGGGGGAACACGCCGCUGCAUCUGGCGGUGAAGCACGGGCACGACAGGAUCGCCAUCCUGCUGGUGCAGGACGUGAGGGUGAACCUUAGCAUCAUGAACAACGAUGGCGCGACGCCGCUGGAUGUCGCCAUCAACGAGAUGGAUCACGGCUACACGUGCCCAAUGAACCCGGAGGUUUUGAUAGCGCAGUGCUUGGUGUGGUGUGGAGCUCACCGCAGCCCGCGGAGGCGGGACGAGUACCUGAACAAGCGCACCGGAGUCGGGGACUCGGAGAGGGAGCUGAGCAAGCACACCAACCUGACGCAGAACCGCGCCAUUGGGUCGGUGCUGAUCGCGACAUUGACGUUCGCGGCGCCCUUCACCCUGCCCGGGUCCGCCGACGCCGCGGAGAGGCCGGCGUUCAAGGCGUUCAUCGUUUCGAACACCCUGGCGUUCCUGUGCUCGACGGUGGCGACGUGCCUGCUCAUGUACGCGGGGCUCAACACCGUGCACCCCAGGCACCGAAGCCGCUACCACGUCUGGUCCUCCAACCUGCUCCACGUCGGGAUCCUGCUCGUCAUCGCCACCUUCGCCUUCGGCGUGCACCUGACGCUCAGCCCGCCGGGGACUGCGGCUCCCGUCCCCACCGGGAACCUGAACGUCGCCGUGUGCGCCAUGGCAAGCGUGUCCGUGGUCUUCACGCACCCGGGCACCUGGUGGCCCAUGGUGCUCGCCAGGCCCAUAUGGGCACGCCUUGGGCUGAAAGGGCUGAUCAGCGUGCUGCUGGGCCCGCGGCCCAUCCCCUGCCAGAAGCUGCUGCUCUCGCGCACGCCAUGGCUCAACCUCUUCAAGAUGCUGGCCACGCUGCUCAUCCUCGCCUUGAUCCUCGUCACGUUUCUCUUGGACAUGGCCUACCUGCUGACACCUCCUCACAACCGCUUCUCUUCCACUCUUCUUCUCCAAUCUCAAUGCCACUCCUACUCCUACCCUACUUGAUAUCAAAUUUUAAAGUUUUUUAGAUAAUAGGAUAAAAUCAUAUCCCACCUCUUAUCCAAGUAUGUAUGUAGCCGAAUCAAAUUUUAAGGCUAGCUUCAAAUAGACAGGCCUCAACAUUUAAGGCUGAAUUGAGCUAUGUACCGGCACCAUUAAAUCAUUAAUUUGUUGUUUAGGUAGGAUAGUUAGCUCAGCACCAGAAGCAGCUCCUCACAUCUUUAAAAACGGCAUCAGCAAAAGGUUGUUGGCUUGUUGCUGCCUCAUCAGGUGGUUUCUGCUUAUGUAAAAUAAAUAAA